AUGUCAGCUAAGAAGAAGCGUAAUAGCUACAGUAUCGGAUUCAAGCGCAGUGUUGCUGGAGAGUACAAGAAGGGUGUCAACGGCUUUGGGUUUGCCGCCCUUGCCGCAAAACACAAGAUACCCUCGUCAUCGAUAGUUCGGAAAUGGGUUGAGCAGUUGGGCGCCAUGAAAGACGUUGCGAAGGACAGACAGCGAUCAACGCGGACGAUGCGUCGACUGCCUGGUGCGGGUCGCAAGCAUGAAUACCAGCAACUCGAAGUGCAGCUUCAUGAGUGGGUCGAUGGGCGAAACAAAAAGGGACUGCGGGUCAAGGACAAGUACAUCCAGCUACAAAUCUCAACAUCCUCGUGGCUUUAA
Messenger RNA from Phytophthora sojae, 357 nucleotides. RefSeq lists its product as hypothetical. The coding region runs from base 1 to 357 and encodes 118 amino acids. The record is from RefSeq and is a predicted model, not a curated record. The transcript has a single exon. NCBI's taxonomy places the organism in Eukaryota, Oomycota, Peronosporomycetes, Peronosporales, Peronosporaceae.